Xiphophorus hellerii (green swordtail) is the source of this 1006-nucleotide messenger RNA. Its product is annotated as tripeptidyl-peptidase 1-like. NCBI's taxonomy places the organism in Eukaryota, Metazoa, Chordata, Actinopteri, Cyprinodontiformes, Poeciliidae. The record is from RefSeq and is a predicted model, not a curated record. Gene Ontology annotation, biological process: proteolysis; protein phosphorylation; central nervous system development. The coding region runs from base 110 to 1006 and encodes 298 amino acids. The transcript is spliced from 8 exons. Gene Ontology annotation, molecular function: protein serine/threonine kinase activity; ATP binding; endopeptidase activity.
CGAAACGUCAGCAGUCACGUGGAACCGCGUCACGUGACUGUCCUCUGUAUAGCCGCUCAUUAAAGAGGACACAAGCUGACUUCAAACAGCAGGAGCAGCCAAGGACACCAUGAACACAAUAUUCCCCUUCUUCGUGCCUCUGUUGUUCGGCUCGUUGGUCUCCAGCGGGUUCCUCGAAUAUGACCAAAAUGUCAUACUCCCGCAGGACUGGACCCAAGCAGGUCAGGUGGAUCCUUCAGAGCAGCUGGAGUUGACCUUUGCCCUGAAGCAGCAGAACGUCGACCUUCUGGAGGAAACGCUCAGACGGGUGUCGGACCCCGACUCGCCUCAGUACGGAAAACACCUGAGUCUGCAGGAAGUUUCCUCUCUGGUUCGUCCAUCUGCGCUGACCCAGAAGGUGCUGCAUCGCUGGCUGCAGACUCACGGGAUUUCAAACUGCCGGACGGUUCGCACUCAGGACUUCUUACAGUGCAGCAUGACUGCAGAGGUUGCAGAGGCUCUUCUUCCUGGAAGUAGAUUUCACCGUUACGUCAGAGACGGCCGCUCCAUCGUGAGAUCUUCCAGUCCGUAUUCAGUCCAUGAUGAGGUUCACCAACAUCUGGAUUUUGUCGGAGGCCUUCAUCGUGUCCCGCCUAAAGGGAAGGACGCUAACAGGAAGCGGCCGCGCUCCAAGGCGGGGGUUCACCUCGGCGUGACGCCAGCCGUCCUGAGAACUCGCUACAACCUGACGGCGACGGACGUGGGAUCAGCUGAGAACAACAGCCAGGCCGUCGCUCAGGUUGGGAAACCAAACAUGGAGAAGCAGCGAUCAGCUUCUAUGUACCACAAAUCUGGAACAGACUUCCAGAAAACUAAAUCUCGAAGCGAUGUUGGCAACUUUGACAAGGAGUUCACCAAGAUGGCGGUGGAGCUGACACCGACAGACAAACUCUUCAUCAUGAACCUGGACCAGAAUGAGUUCCAAGGCUUCUCCUACACCAACCCUGAAUUUGUUAUACAAGUCUGA